This is a messenger RNA of Argentina anserina (silverweed cinquefoil), 2451 nucleotides long. RefSeq names its product SPX domain-containing membrane protein At4g11810-like. Gene Ontology annotation, biological process: transmembrane phosphate ion transport from cytosol to vacuole. Gene Ontology annotation, cellular component: plant-type vacuole membrane. Lineage: Eukaryota; Viridiplantae; Streptophyta; Magnoliopsida; Rosales; Rosaceae. The transcript has 11 exons. The coding region runs from base 173 to 2257 and encodes 694 amino acids. Gene Ontology annotation, molecular function: transmembrane transporter activity. The record is from RefSeq and is a predicted model, not a curated record.
UCACCCCAAAACCAAAUCCUCGUAUUUCCUCUCCAUUUCUCGAAACACGCCACGUCGUUUUUUCCGCGGUGGUUGCUCUCCCUCUCCUCCCCGCUCAGCUCAGCUCCGCCUCUGGACUACUCUCUCUGUUCGUUGAUGGUCAUCUAAAUCCCUGAAUUCCGCUCCGUGAAAAAUGGUUGCCUUUGGGAAAAAGCUGAAGGAAAGACGAAUUGAAGAAUGGAAGGGGUAUUACAUCAACUACAAACUGAUGAAGAAAAAAGUGAAACGCUACGCUCAACAAAUCAAAGAAGGAACACUAGAUAGGCGCCAUGUCCUGAAGGAUUUUUCAAUAAUGCUAGAUAACCAGAUAGAGAAGAUCGUUCUUUUCAUGUUGGAACAACAAGGGUUACUUGCUAGCAGGAUAGCCAAGCUUGGAGAACGACAUGAUACUCUUCAACAACAACCUGAUAUUUCCCAAAUAAUUGAACUACGAGAAGCUUACAGACAAGUGGGGCGGGAUCUUCUGAAGCUUCUAUUUUUUGUUGAGAUAAAUGCUAUUGGCCUGCGUAAGAUACUGAAGAAGUUUGAUAAACGUUUUGGGUAUAGGUUCACUGAUUACUACGUUAAAACUCGUGCUAAUCAUCCUUACUCACAGCUGCAACAAGUCUUUAAGCAUGUGGGGGUAGGGGCUGUUGUGGGAGCUGUCUCUCGAAAUCUUCAUGAACUUCAGGACCGACAAGGAAGCUACUUAUCAAUAUAUGAUCAACCUUCUCUUCCUCUCCAGGAUCCUGUUGUUGAUUCUAUUAAAGCAGCUGUGGACAGGUUAACUCAUUCAACAAACUUCCUUAGCUUUUUGGGACAACAUGCACUCAUUUUGCAAGAAGAGUUCCCUACUCCGGUUGAGGAACAAGCUGAUGAUCAGAGAUACCAUUUUAAUUCGCUUCUCUUGAACUUGGCAAAUACAUUUCUUUAUAUGGUCAAUACAUACAUCAUUGUUCCGACGGCAGAUGACUACUCCCUUAGCCUUGGAGCUGCAGCAACAGUGUGUGGUGUUGUGAUCGGAGCAAUGGCUGUUGCACAGGUGUUUUCUUCAGUGUACUUUAGUGCAUGGUCAAAUAAAUCUUACUUCAAGCCUCUUGUAUUUAGCAGUAUUGUUCUUUUUGCGGGAAAUGUCUUGUAUGCGAUGGCCUAUGAUCUGAAUUCAAUAUGGGUACUAUUGAUUGGUCGUCUACUCUGUGGAUUUGGUUCUGCUCGAGCUGUAAACCGGCGUUAUAUCAGUGAUUGUGUACCACUUAGAAUCCGCAUGCAGGCAUCAGCUGGUUUUGUUAGUGCUAGUGCCCUUGGAAUGGCAUGUGGUCCUGCAAUUGCUGGCUUGCUUCAAGUUGAUUUCAAGAUUUACAUGCUUACAUUCAAUCAAAACACUCUUCCUGGCUGGGUUAUGGCUGUAGCUUGGCUUCUAUACUUGGUAUGGCUUUGCAUCUCAUUCAAAGAACCUGUACGUGACGAUGAAGAGACCCCUGUGGAACCGAAUAGAGGAAAAGCAGAAAAUGAUACACUCGAGAAAGGUCUUCAAAAACCAUUACUCAUUGCUUCUGAAAACAAUAAUGAAGAUGAAGAUGAUGAUCUUGAUGAAAGCGAAGAAGCCGGGGAUGAGUCUCGCAGACCAGCUACUUCAAUUGGAUCAGCGUAUCGACUACUUACACCCUCGGUGAAGGUUCAAUUAUUGAUAUAUUUCAUGCUCAAGUAUGCGAUGGAGAUUUUGCUUUCAGAAUCUAGUGUUGUUACCACAUACUAUUUCGGUUGGUCUACUAGCUCAGUUGCAAUUUUUCUUGCUUCUCUUGGGCUUACGGUUCUCCCGGUUAAUAUAUUGGUUGGGAGCUACAUCAGCAACAUGUUUGAAGACAGGCAAAUUUUAUUGGCAUCUGAAAUAUUGGUUUUCAUAGGCAUAGUUUUAAGCUUCAACGUAAUAAUUCCAUACACUGCGGCACAGUAUGUAGUCUCAGGACUUAUCAUGUUUGUUUCGGCUGAAGUACUUGAAGGUGUGAACUUGUCACUUCUAUCUAGGGUCAUGUCAUCUAGGCUUUCCCGUGGAACGUACAAUGGGGGGUUACUUUCAACAGAAGCUGGGACUCUCGCUCGAGUAGUUGCAGAUGGCACCAUUACUUUGGCUGGAUACUUGGGGGACAGUAAGCUCUUGAAUGUUACAUUACUUCCUUCCCUCGUCAUUUGCAUCACAUCCAUUGUUGCCACCUGCUAUACCUACAACUCUCUCUAUUGAUCUACACAUGUUGUAGCUUGUAUCAAAAGUGCUCAUGAUCCCUUGGCAAUUCAAGUCGAUUCAUUUUUGGAACUUAAAAUGUGUAGCGUCGUUAGUGGUGUAUAUGUUUAGAAACUAGGUCAGGUGAAUAACCUUGUAUAAACUUUCUUCUAUACAAUUGAUUCUGCUCAUUUUUAUUAUACUUUUCUUUUUGG